UUUGCCAUUCAUUUUGUAUUGUGAAAUUUAUAUUAUGUCGACGACCUAAUUCAGUGAUAAAUGGAAUUUUUCAGACGAUAAAUUUAAUUUCAAUCUGCAGAAAUUAUCAAUCUCGAUACCAUAAGAUUGGUGUAUUCUGUUAUCAUUAAAUUAACGUUAACACAAACUGAAGAUCAGUGUGAAGACGAAAAAGAAAGCAAAGUUUUGACCGAAAAAAGACAAGAAAAAUGGAAAAUUUCCUUUGUGGUGGAUAUGUUUUCAAUUCAAAUUUCGAUUCAGGAAAUCUAGCGAAAGUGGAACUCGUCAAUUUGUAUGAAGACAUUAUCCCCACCGAAAACUUCACCUGCGCCGAAAUUAAUAUCUGGACAAAGCCAGAUUGUGCUGGCACAGAAUAUGAAAAUCCCAAUCGAUCAUGGUUCAUGUUCAGCAUUCAUGGCGGCAAAUCGUUUCAAGUGUGCAAACUGAACGUUGUCAAUCUCAACAAACAGGCAAAAUUGUUCGGCCAAGGAAUGCAUCCGGUCAUGAAGAUCGGAACCAACGGCAAAUGGGAACGAAUGAAAGAUAAUCCAACCUAUGUGAGCGACGAGGAUAACUUCACGCUGUCGUUUUACCAUAAGCCAAUGGGUAAUACGUCUGUGCCAAUUUACUACGCGUUUACGUUUCCAUUUACUUACACCGAAUGCCAAAAUCAAUUGGAUCAUUUCAAUCUGUACGGCAAAACUGACAAAGAAAUCGAUUCGUUGUUGGAUCGGCUUUUCGAAGCCGAAAACAAGAAAGAUGAGCCAACCACUACGAGUCAAAUCGUACAAGAAAUGGAUAAUUUGAUACAGUCGCUGCAUCCGGACCGAAUGGACGAAUCGAAUCAAAAAGAGAACAAAUUGGCCAAAAUGGCACCGGCGGAAAUUUACAAUCAAAUCUAUUUCCAUCGUGAAUUGCUGAUCAAGUCCGUGGAAGGACGAAAUGUCGAUCUGGUUACGAUCACAUCAUUUCAUGGAAUACAAUCAAAGACAGAGGAUCGACUGAGGCAAUUUAUUUCCCGAUUUGAAUACAUCAUAUUCAUAUCGUCACGCGUUCAUCCUGGGGAAAACGCCAUCCAGUUUCGUUUUGAAUGGAUUUUUGAAAUGAUUCUGGAUAGACGGAGUGUGGUCGCUGCAACAUUGAGAAAGUUGUACGUGUUCAAGAUUGUCCCGUUUCUCAAUCCGGAUGGAGUUCACAACGGCUGCUAUCGUUCGGAUACGUUCGGUCAAAAUUUGAACAGGGUUUACCUGUUACCAAAACUUGAAACACAGCCGUCAAUAUUUGCCGUACGGAAGUUGAUUAGGUACUACCACUUCGAUAAGGACCUUCACGACGAUCAAGAGAACGAGCCGACGGUCCACACUUCCGAUUCAUCGUCCGACGAAAACGUACCGAUAAACAAUCUGAGACAACAGUCGCAGUCAACGGAAGAAUCACCGUGCUGCAGUACCGAUUCGUCGCGGAGUCAAUCGCGAGAACUGGAUCUGUUCGAUGCGAAGCCGUUAAUUGAAUUACCAAAGUGUGAUAGGGAUGAUGCAAAAGUCAAACCACCGAUGCAAGAGCGAAAAGUUGGAAAAGUGUUCCUGGACGAAUUGAUAACGGAAAUUAAGCCGAUCAUCAUCACCAAUCCAUCUGUGUUCAAAAAGCCGUUCAAGUUGAAAAAGCGCACCGAAUCGCUGAAAGCUGAUCCGGUGCCAGGUGAUCAAUCGGCUGUUAAAAGCUCCGCAUUGAAACAGUCGGUCAACAAGAAUGUGACGAUACGGAACGUGCGUUCGCCGCGUUUGCUGUGUGCACCGUUUCAAAUGGCCAAAAAGAAACCGAUGCUGGAGGAGAAGAAUUUAGAUUUUAGCGCUGAGUUUACCCAGAAACUGGGCGAAAAAUCAAUGACUGAGAAAAGCAACAUGUUUCUGUACAUCGACUUGCAUGGACAUGCAUCCAAGAAGGGCAUUUUUAUGUACGGAAAUCAUCUGACCAGCGCCGCCGAAGCAGUUGAAUGUAUGCUACUACCAAGACUGAUGAGUAUGAAUUGCAGUCAUUUUCAUUUUGAUGCCUGCGUCUUCUCCGAACGGAAUAUGUAUCUCAAGGGGAAACGGGAUGGACUGUCGAAGGAAGGAUCUGGCCGUGUGGCGGUAUUCAAAACAAUCGGUCUGAUAAAGAGCUAUACUCUGGAGAGUAACUACAAUACUGGUCGGUAUGUGAACGUUUUGCCGCCCAUAGGAAAAAAUUCUUCGGCUCGCAAUAAGAGUUUGAUCGUGCCAAAGUACACGCCAGCGAUUUUCGAAGACGUCGGAAGAGCACUCGGUCCAUCGAUCUUGGAUUUAACAAAUUCCAAUCCGUUGUCACGACUGCCAAAUUCAGAAUUCAAGAAUCUUCAAGGUCUCCGUAAUUCGUUGCGGGGCGAUAUUGACAAGUCGAUGACACGGGCCUGUCUUACUACCAGUAAAGCUUUAACGACAAAAACAAAACGCAUGAAAAAUCCCUCUAUGUGCUCGUCAAUGCCAUUGGAAAUCUCCAAAGAGAACAAAGUCAAAGUCUCUGUGAACAAGCAGCAAGUGACCACAACGUACGGCAAAAAGGAAGGCACCAAUCGCAAAAGGGUAAAGUACUUUGCGAUGUAUUAACAUCAGCAUCGGU
Bradysia coprophila is the source of this 2652-nucleotide messenger RNA. Its product is annotated as cytosolic carboxypeptidase-like protein 5. Gene Ontology annotation, molecular function: zinc ion binding; metallocarboxypeptidase activity. The record is from RefSeq and is a predicted model, not a curated record. Gene Ontology annotation, biological process: proteolysis. Lineage: Eukaryota; Metazoa; Arthropoda; Insecta; Diptera; Sciaridae.